Molecule: messenger RNA, 339 nt
Organism: Haemonchus placei
Lineage: Eukaryota; Metazoa; Nematoda; Chromadorea; Rhabditida; Trichostrongylidae
Source: the annotation of a GenBank genome assembly
AUGCUCGAGAAUGAUUCCACAGAAGCUAUUGAGGAACUUGAAGCUGUUCUUUCUUUCGAUCCGAUUAAAGGAAAUGUUAUCUUCUCCUCGGCAACUCACUGUUAUGCGUUCGGAGUGGAUGAUUUCGCUGAUAUGUACGCUGAAAAGCUGAAAAUAGCUAAGCCAGAACUGACGAACGCUUUAUUUGGGGAUUUUUGUUUAUCUGGCGGAAAAAUUAAGAACGAUGCUGCUUCCCGUGGCAAAAAGACAUUAUUCGUGCAACUUGUGUUGGAGCCGUUAUGGGCACUCCACGAUUGCGGACUGGUUGAUAAUGACUUGCAAAAACUAAUAAAUAUGAUG